AUGAAUAAUUAGAAAAGUGAAACAAAAAUAAAGUAAAUAGGACAUUAUACCUUUGAUUUUAAUAAAAAAAUAGGAUCUGGAUAUUCAUCAAAAGUUUAUUUGGGCGAAAAUUUAUAAAAUAAAUAAAUAGUUGCUAUUAAAGUAAUUAGUUCUCAGACAUACAUAUCUCCAAUAUAAAAAUCCUUGCUAAAAAAUGAAAUAUCCAUUCUUUUGAGAAUAGAUCAUCCACACUUAUUGAAAGUAUUUGAAGUAAGUCAAAGUGCAAAUAAUACAUAUAUAGUAACUGAAUAUUGUAAUGGAGGAAAUUUAGAGUAGGAAAUGAAAAAAACUGAAUUUCCGCUCCCUAAAGUUUUGUCAAUUUUAAAAUAGAUCUCAUUAGGAAUACAAGCUCUACAUGAUAAAAGUAACAAAAAUAAUUUUAAUUUAGAAAUUAUUCAUAGAGACAUAAAACCAGCAAAUAUUCUAAUACAUGAUAAUGUAUAUAAAUUAGCUGACUUUGGAUUUGCCCUAAUUGAAGAUCAAAUCGAAAGUAUUAUUAAAAGAUUCAAUGUUGGCACUCCAUUAUAUAUGGCUCCAGAAAUUCUAAAAAAUAAUCAAUAUUCAGAAAAGAGUGAUAUUUGGGCAUUAGGUAUUAUGGCAUAUGAGCUCAUUUUUAAUUGCAUUCCUCCGUUUAAAGCUGAUAUUAAAAUAUUUCAUGAUGACAUACUAAAGAAAUGUCAAAAAAUAGAUACUAAAUAUCAAGCUAUCAUUUUAAAAUUACUCUUUGGGAUGUUAUAAGUGGAAUCUGAUAAUAGAGAGAACAUUAAUUAAAUUCUAAACCAUCUAUCUUAUGAAAAACCAGAAAAACCAUAAAACUUAUCCCCAAGAAUCCCUUAGCCUUUUAUUAAAUUAUCUUAUAAUUGUGUUCAAUCAAAUCUAAAUUCUCCAUUAUCUACACCGAAAUAUUAAGAAUAAACCAUUUAGACUUAAAGAGUAAAAUAUCACAAAAAAGUUUAAUCUCUCAAUAAACCUUAAACCUAGGACUUAAUAAAUUUCUUACCCUUAAAUAAGUUUUAAAUGGUUCAAGACAAACUCAAUUAUGUAUCUGAUUUCAAUAAUACUUUAGAAGAUCAUCCUAAAACCCUUUCACAAACAUCAGCCAAAAAUAAAAUUCAUAAAAAUAAUGAAUAAAUAGGGUAAUUUUCAACUGAAUGCUCUUUCUCUGCUCUCAACAAUAAUAAUAAUAAUAAUAAUAAUAAUAAUAAUAAUUAUUAAUAAAAUAAUGUUAGAUUUAAGAUUUAAUAGACUUAAUUACCAGCAAUUGUUCUUCCAACAUACAAUUUUUGUUUAUUUUUAGAAAACAUCAUUAAUAAUAUGGAUUGUAAAACUGAACAAAAAUAAAAAUGCAAUUUUCUAUUUAGAAAAUUAUUAGCUAUCAAGGCCAAAGCCUUCUAUUCAUUUGCACCUAAAACAAUUAAAGAAUCUUUGGGUUAAUGGAUUAAUUAAUUAAAUACUUACUAUGAAAAAGUUUAACAUACGCUAAAUUUCACUUUUGAUAACACUUUUCAAAUAUUUUUCAACAAUUAGUAAGAGGAUUAAGGUAAAUUAUUGAGUAUGUAUUUAAUAAGUCUUAUGAGUUAAAUAAAAGAAUAAAAUUCAGAUUUCGAAAUAUUGAUUGAUAUCUUAUAAGAAAAUGUGAAACAUCAGAAUGAUCCUUUUCUAUUUGCUAGAAAAUGGGCACACAAUCAAUUAUAAUGA
Molecule: messenger RNA, 1737 nt
Organism: Paramecium sonneborni
Lineage: Eukaryota; Ciliophora; Oligohymenophorea; Peniculida; Parameciidae
Source: the annotation of a GenBank genome assembly